Messenger RNA from Scylla paramamosain (green mud crab), 4042 nucleotides. RefSeq names its product parathyroid hormone/parathyroid hormone-related peptide receptor-like. The coding region runs from base 2004 to 3938 and encodes 644 amino acids. Gene Ontology annotation, biological process: adenylate cyclase-modulating G protein-coupled receptor signaling pathway; cell surface receptor signaling pathway. The transcript has 11 exons. The record is from RefSeq and is a predicted model, not a curated record. Lineage: Eukaryota; Metazoa; Arthropoda; Malacostraca; Decapoda; Portunidae. Gene Ontology annotation, molecular function: G protein-coupled peptide receptor activity; peptide hormone binding. Gene Ontology annotation, cellular component: plasma membrane.
CGGGACGUGGCGGCACCAAAUCGACUGGCAAGGGUGAGUGUGGUCUGGCCAGCUGUCAACGCUUGGUACCCCGCGCGACUACCUGUCUUUUUCCAUUACAAAAUGCGACCCCUAAUUUAGCGCAAUAACGUCAUCACACCUUGUCAUGCAUCGUGUUAUCCCUCGGUCCAAAUUUAACCUCAUUAGUGUGCUGAGCCGUAAUGCAAAACAGCCCAAGAAGUGGCAACGGGAGCGAGGGGAGGCCAGGGUAUAAAUAGGAGGACAGAGCGACGCACGGCCACACUCCUUCCCGGGGCGCCGUGAAGACAGGAGGUGAAGGGUCGGCGCUGUGUUGUGGUUUACCGUCUGCCUGGCCAUGUGUCACGUUCCGAGUCUAUACCACUUGUUACAGUGAAUAAUUUAAGAAUAUCUAACACGAAAGCUCCCCAGAAACUCGAAAUAUCAGUGCAGCGACCCAAGCCACACUUCAAAAAGUUGUAAUAUUGAUGGAAAAAUAUCUUGCGAGGGAGUAGCGAGUGUUAAGUGUGUAAAGACUGAAGGAUGCACCUGUGGAUUCCGUUUUCUUUCUACCUGUCGGGGUGGUGUUGCGUGUUUACCUGUGUGUGUUACCUGUGUGAGUGUUACCUGUGCUGGGACGUGUGCUGGUGUGCUGUGUCCCGUCCAUAUGUGUUGUAUUGUGAUGUUUUGACGUCCUGUGCUAUAUCUCCCUCCUUCAGGCUCCUGCAGAAGGCGGUGCUGGAUGGAAGCCUGUGGGAAGAGUGACGUUAAUUGGCUUUCAUAAUUGGAGCCGCAAAGUCGUGUUGGUGCGCCGCUUGUCUCUCGUGGGGCGUUGCUGUGGUGGUUUUUAAUCUAUUUUGUUUCGAUGUUUUGGUGUUCGGGGAAAAAGUGAGGUUGUUUCGUUGUUAGUUACAUGGUAAAUUACUUUCUCUCUCUCUCUCUCUCUCUCUCUCUCUCUCUCUCUCUCUCUCUCUCUCUCUCUCUCUCUCUCUCUCUCUCUCUCUGGAUUGAAUAUUACCUGCACGUUGAUUUGAUUCGUGUGUGUGCGUGUGUGUGUGUGUGUGUGCCAGGCUGUCUCUCUGUCUAUCUCUUUUGCAUGCAGAUUAUUUACUCUUUUUCUUUUUUUGUUCCUUUUGAGUUCCCCAUAAAAAGAAAAGAAAAGAAAUCAAGGAGAGGCGCUGCGGAAAAAAAAAAAAAAAACCUUCAGCCUUGGAAGAAUAAAGUGCAGAUGGUUCCACGCUCUCAGUCAGUCAGUCUGCGUGCAAAAGUCUAUAGUAAACUGCCUGACAUUUGUAUACACGUGGCUAAUUGAUGGCUUUCCACUCCUGUUUUGGAGGGAAAAUAUACGUAUAAAGUUUCUCCUUAAAUCGUGUCUUAAUGUUUUUUCUCUCUCCUUUUCUUUUCUUGUUUUAUUUUCUUAUCUUAUUUAUUUUUUUUUUUUUGUGGGGAACGAUGUGCUUGCUCGAUUUUGUCUCCGCCACAGUCCCGCACAGCACUGCCAGCAUUAUUAUCACAGCAGCAUCACAACACGGCAUCACAGCGUCGCCUCAGCCAAAAUCCAGCAUCUUAGCAAGACACUUCACGAUGUAGCAUUUUUUUUUUUUUUUUGCUUGUUUCUUGUGGGACUGGCGCCUUCAUUUGGGUGCUUUCUUUAAUUUCGUUGUUUGAAGCUAGACACUGUUACAUAAAGAAAGUAAACAGACACCACAACAAUCACAUCACCACUACAUAAACACAUCAACUCACCCACGGGUCCAGAUCACCUCACAUAAAUCAAACACCACAAAUAUCCACAAUAUUCCAUUACAUCACCACCACAUUACCACCACAUCAACACUACAUCAGCCCAUCCACAUAUCCACAGGUCCCGACAAAUUCAAGUUUUCCUGAUGUGGAUUUUGUGGUAAUAGAAAUUCCACCACCACCACCGCCACCACCACCAUCACUGCCUCCGCCUACUCACCUCGCCCUCUCAGCCCAAAAUUCCUCGCGCUGGCCGUCUGAGGAUGCAUCGCCAGGCAGUCGCUUCUGUGUGGCUAGUGGUAACCUGCGCCCUUGGUACCAGCGGCCAGCUCCCUCCUUCAGCAGUGCCUCCCACGUCCACGCCCACAGGCACCCCUAAUCAUUCUGCCUCCUCUGACUCCCGCUCCUCCUCCCUGGAAGCUGCAACUACCACGAUUAUCUACCACCACUACCACGACCCACCCGACGCCGCCUCCACCGCCGCCACCACCACCACCAUCCACCACCGCCACCAGUUCUUCCACCUUCGCCACAACCACCACCUUGAGUCAGUGGAGGACCAGGCGGCGGUGCUGGCUGAGAUGCGACAGGAGUGCGAGAUGAAGAUGAGGAACGAGAGGCAAAGCAUGAGAGUGGGAAGGACAGGAGCGCUUACCAAGCCCACCACCAAAACUCCACACGCCGGCACCUCCCACGCCACCACCAACACCAACAUCAACAUCAACACCGCCUCAAAUGACCCCUUGCCACCCCCUGGAUCCGUGAAAUGGGAGGAAAACGAGGAGCUUGCUGAAGGAGACGAGGGCGAGAUAGAAAACGUUGAUCGAGUUGUAGGGGGAGUGAAAGAAAACGAGUUUUGGGAUGGCCACUGCCCAACGACCUUCGAUAAUAUAUACUGCUGGCCCAGGACGCCGCCGGACACCAUUGUGGCCAUCCCGUGUCCUGGCUACGUCAAGAACUUCAUGCGAAAGAGUGAGGCCACGCGAUACUGCACCUCCCAGGGGACGUGGUUCACCCUGGAGGGAACCAACAAGUCGUGGACAAACUACAGUCAGUGCUCCGCCACCCUGGCCGUUCCUAUAGUCGUCAACUCCACGCUAGAGAUGUGGGUGCCGGUGGUGAGGGUGGUGUCGCUAGUUGGCUACAGUGUGUCCCUGGCUACACUGCUGGUUGCCUUCUCCGUGCUGGCGUGCAUCAAACACCUGCGUUGCCCUAGGAACACUCUGCACAUGCACCUGUUCCUCUCCUUCAUCUGCCGGGCCGUGGGAGCCUUGGCCAGGAACAAUGACAUCAGUGGCAUCACUCCCCAGGAACCUCACUCAGACGGCGGGACGUGGGGGUGCCGUCUUUUCACGUCGCUCUGGCAAUACUUCAUCCUCGCCAACUAUUCGUGGAUCCUGAUGGAGGGGCUGUACCUGCACAACCUCAUCUUCCUCGCCCUCUUCACUGAUAACUCGGCCAUCACACUCUACAUCGUGCUCGGCUGGGGUCUGCCGCUGAUCCUCGUGGUGGGGUGGGCGGUGGCGAGAAUGAUGGCAGAGAACACCCUAUGCUGGUUCACUAACGCAAAACCUUGGCUGUUCUGGACCUUCAUAAGAGGGCCGGUGGGCGUCUCGAUCUUGGUGAGUUUUGCGCUCUUCCUCAACAUCGCGAGGGAACUGCUGCUCAAACUCAAGUCCUCCACAGCUCCGGAGACGCGCAGGUGCCGCUACAGACGGUGGGCUCGCUCCACGCUGGUGCUGGUGCCGUUGUUCGGGGUCCACUACGCGGCUCUGCUCGGCUUCACGUAUUUUAUGGGCAAGAAUUCCACUAUUGAGAUCAUCUGGCUCUUCACGGACCAGCUAUUUGCAUCUUUCCAGGGCUUCUUCGUGGCCACCUUGUACUGUCUACUGAAUGCUGAGGUCAGGUCUGAGCUACAGAAAAUUUGGCACCACUGGCAGAUGAACAACAAGUCUGACAAGAGCCUCAACUUUCACUCUGCCCUGUCACAAUCCAGAACGUAUUUCAGGUAUGUGUUGGGUCAGGUGUGUUUGUGUGUGUGUGUGUGUGUGUGUGUGUGUGUGUUGUGUUGUCUUAGUUCAUGUGUGUGUUUGUUGACUCAGUUGUGUGUGCUAUGUUGGUUCAGAUGUGUGUGUUGUGGUGAUUCAGGUGUAUGUGUGUUGUCAGGUGUGUUGUGUUGGGCCAGGUAUGUAUUGUGAUGUGUUGGCUCAGGUAUACAUGUGUUGAAUCAGGAAUGGUUUAUUAAAAUACAUGUUGAUGCUAAUAAAAAAUGCAGUAAAACACAAGAUACAGCAGUGGAAAG